CGGUCGCCGAAGACGCCCCGCGGAGAUUCAAAGAGCAGCGAGCGCCGCACGCACGCACAUAGUGCAAUCGCAGCGAAGGACGACGGCAGGUGAUCGGCGAGCGCAAAACGGCGCGUUCUGAUAUUCUCAGAAUGCUGACUUGGUGGUUCCUCAUCGCAGCCAUCUCGCUCUCCAACGCCUUUCUGUCUACGUCCGUAAACGCCCGCGACACAUGGCAGAAGCCAGGAUGUCAUAAAGUCGGCCACACAAGAAAAAUUAGCAUCCCGGAUUGUGUCGAGUUCCACAUGACGACGAACGCAUGCCGCGGUUAUUGCGAAAGCUGGGCGGUGCCAUCAGGGCCGAAGGCAAGCCCCACGCAGCCGGUGACUUCCGUGGGACAAUGCUGCAACAUUAUGGAUACGGAGCCGGUGGAGGCACGCGUGCUCUGCGUGGAUGGCGUCCGAACUCUGACGUUCAAGAGCGCCACCAGCUGCUCCUGCUAUCACUGCAAGAAGGAUUAAACUACGCAUGCCAUCAAUUGACACUCGAGUAUUGUUGCAGGAAAUUCCCCCAGGACAAAACUAACAAAGAAAACCAUAUCACAUAUUUAUUUUUAACACAAAAAAAAAAAAAAAAACAUUCAAAACCUAAUCUAAAAUAUUCUUUAGAAAAAAAUUAGCUAUAUGAUUGUCAGUUGCAAGAAAAAUGAAAAAAUUAAAUGAAAAAAUGUAUAUAAUAUAAUUAUCGAUUAAGUGAUGUGUAAUUAAGUAUGUAAAUAUAAUUAUACUGACUGAUGCUGACUGAAGAAACAAACACGUCUAUGAGAAAAACACAAAUAUCUACGUCUCUUUACGAAAUAUUAGGAGUACUACUCCAGAUUCAGAGUCUAUUCUAUAUCUGCACAUUGUGAAGAAAAAUGCUAUAUUCUUACUGUUCAUGUAGUACACUUCAUUUAAAUAAAUAAUUAUAAAUGAUAAUGUAACUGUGUAUUAAAAUAAUAAAGUCCGUAUGAAGUGAGUGCAA
Dalotia coriaria is the source of this 1002-nucleotide messenger RNA. Its product is annotated as thyrostimulin alpha-2 subunit-like. Gene Ontology annotation, biological process: cell surface receptor signaling pathway. NCBI's taxonomy places the organism in Eukaryota, Metazoa, Arthropoda, Insecta, Coleoptera, Staphylinidae. The transcript has 4 exons. Gene Ontology annotation, molecular function: hormone receptor binding. The coding region runs from base 132 to 500 and encodes 122 amino acids. The record is from RefSeq and is a predicted model, not a curated record.